Dipodomys ordii (Ord's kangaroo rat) is the source of this 1708-nucleotide messenger RNA. Its product is annotated as cytochrome P450 2A3-like. The transcript has 9 exons. Gene Ontology annotation, cellular component: cytoplasm; intracellular membrane-bounded organelle. Gene Ontology annotation, molecular function: heme binding; oxidoreductase activity, acting on paired donors, with incorporation or reduction of molecular oxygen, reduced flavin or flavoprotein as one donor, and incorporation of one atom of oxygen; iron ion binding. Bases 1 to 1485 code for a protein of 494 amino acids. The record is from RefSeq and is a predicted model, not a curated record. NCBI's taxonomy places the organism in Eukaryota, Metazoa, Chordata, Mammalia, Rodentia, Heteromyidae. Gene Ontology annotation, biological process: xenobiotic metabolic process; coumarin metabolic process.
AUGCUGGGCUCAGGCAUACUUCUGGCGGCGAUCCUGGCCUGCCUGAGCACCAUGGUGCUGAUGUCUGUCUGGAACCAGAAGUUAUGGAAGAAGCUGCCUCCUGGCCCCACCCCACUGCCCCUCAUUGGGAAUUACCUUCAGCUGGACACGGGAGACAUGUACAAUGCCCUUAUGAAGAUCGGUGAGCGCUAUGGCCCCGUGUUCACCAUCCACCUGGGGAUCCGCCGGGUCGUGGUGCUGUGUGGGUAUCAAACUGUGAAGGAGGCGCUGGUGGAUCAGGCGGAGGAAUUCAGCGGGCGAGGCCAGCAGGCCACUUUUAACAUGCUCUUCAACGACUAUGGCGUAGCUUUGAGCAAUGGGGAGCGCGCCAAGCAGAUGCGGCGCUUCGCCAUCUCCACGCUGCGGGACUUUGGCAUGGGCAAGCGGGGCAUCGAGGAGCGCAUCCAGGAGGAGGCAGGCUUCCUCAUCAAGACCUUGCGGGGUACCCAAGGUGCCUUUGUUGACCCUACCUACUACCUGAGCCAAACUGUCUCCAAUGUCAUCAGCUCCCUGAUGUUUGGGAACCGCUUUGACUAUGAGGACAAAGAGUUACAGUGCCUGCUAAAGAUGAUGAUGGUGAUCCACGCAUUUUCAGUUUCUCCUGUGGGCCAGAUCUAUGACAUGUUCUAUUCCAUCAUGAAACACUUUCCAGGGCCACAGAGAAAGAUCAUUAAAAGCAUUCGGGGACUAGAGGACUUCAUAAUCAAGAAGGUGGAACAGAACCAGCGCACCCUGGACCCCAACUCCCCACGAGACUUCAUCGACUCCUUCCUCAUCCGCAUGCAGGAGGAGAAGAAGAAAAACCCCAACACAGAGUUCUCUAUGAAGAACCUGGUGGUGUCAGUACUGAGUCUCUUCUUUGCAGGCUCCGAAACAGUCAGCUUCACGCUCCAUUAUGGCUUCCUGCUGCUCCUGAAACAUCCAGAGGUGGAGGCCAAAGUCCAUGAAGAGAUUGACCGGGUGAUCGGAAGGAACCGGCAGCCUCAGUUUGAGGACCGCCACAAGAUGCCCUACACAGAGGCAGUGAUCUACGAAACCCAGAGAUUCGCCAGCCUUGCCCCCAUGGGCGUCCCUCGCCAGGUCACCAAGGACACCAGAUUCCGAGGCUUCUUCCUCCCUAAGGGUACUGAAGUGUUCCCCAUGCUGGGCUCUGUACUGAAUGACCCCAAGUUCUUCCCCAACCCUAGAGAUUUCAACCCUCACCACUUCCUGGAUGACAAGGGACAGUUGAAGAAGAGUGAUGCUUUUAUUCCCUUUUCCAUCGGAAAGCGGUACUGCCUGGGAGAAGGCCUGGCUAAAAUGGAGCUCUUUCUCUUCCUCACCACCAUCUUGCAGAACUUCCGCUUCAAGUCCCCAAAGGCUCCCCAGGACAUCACAGUGGACCCUGAUUCCUUAGGCUUUACCAGAAUCGUACCGAAAUACACCUUGGGUUUUCUGCCUCUCUGAGCCAGGCUUGUGCCCAGGAAGGAAGUGUGGAUGUGGUUGGGGGAAAAUAGAGGGCAGAGAGUGGACCAGAUGCAUAGGAGAGGAAGAAAGAAUAAGAGUGAGAAGGGGAGGGAUAAAUGAGAACGCUGGAAGAGAUGACCUUGAUCUAGGUAUAUUUUAUUCAUAAACUGCUUUGUCAAAUGGCAGCUCCUCUGUACAACUACUUAAAGAUAAUUUUUAAAGA